Molecule: messenger RNA, 1990 nt
Organism: Drosophila ananassae
Lineage: Eukaryota; Metazoa; Arthropoda; Insecta; Diptera; Drosophilidae
Product: tectonic
Exons: 1
Coding region: 1-1938 (645 amino acids)
Biological process (GO): cilium assembly
Cellular component (GO): ciliary transition zone
Source: RefSeq, a predicted model, not a curated record
AUGGACCGUCGAUUCCUUCUCGUUUUGCUUGGUGGCCUUGUAUUGCCGGUCUUAACCAUUAAAAUAGGCAUUUCGCACGACAUCAAUGAAACUGUGAUUCCGUCGCGAUCUACUCGAAUAGAGUCCCUAUCAACCACACCUCUUCCAGACCCCAAUGAUGCGAUAAGUUCUGCUAAUCCAAUGCCAGAAGUGGCCAGUUCUCCGAGUAAUUUGUUCCCGCCCCGCCCCCAAAAUAGAGCUAGGACCACGUCGGUUCCGGCAACCAGCACUACGAAAGCCUCCAUCGCAGAAACCACUCAAGUCCCUCCUUCGAAACCGAUUCCUACUCAUCCUCCUAACUACUACUGCUCCUGCGAUGUCCAGGCCGGUAGGUGCAACCUCAAUUGCUGCUGUGACCACGAUUGCAACUCGGAGGUUCGAAAGGUUUUUAGCUGUCUUUCGAGCACAACCUCCCCGGAAGUUCAAGCCAAGCUGGAAGACUUUCAAUACAACCAUGGUCUGCCCUCCUGCCAGAUCAACGAUGGAUGGCUGUGUGUUUUUCGCAGCAACUUGAAGCCAACUAAUGUUCCAGCCCUAAGCUUAAACCUCAAUGCUGACUCUCAAAAGAAAUGGCCGGAUUUGGAAGCCUAUGAUGGCAACCCCAUAGAGACCCGAUCCUCCAGUUUGUACUACAAAUUUGGAGAGCCCCUUCAACUCUGGCAACCUGAAAGUAAUGAGCUGACUACCUUAGAGCUCCCGAUUUCCUACGAAAGCUCUCAGUGCAAAUUGAAACAAGCCGUCCGUCACCUGCAAUCAGUUUCCAGUCACUGUCCGAUGAAGGAUGCUAAUCAGUUGCAGGAAAGUCUCUGGGAUAUAAUGAAUUUUACAAGCACCAGUCAAUUGCUAGGAAAACCCCGAGAUCCCGAGGAAACGGAGCAUGAUGGAAUAACCAUACAAGUCUGCCAAAGAGAUGUUGGUGGCAAAACGGUUUGUGAAAAGCAAGGAAAUGAGACCCAAUUGGAUGCUCUACCAGAAGCUUUGGAACUGCAGUUUAUCCACAAUUUUACAAACAUUCUCGAGGCCAAGCUAAUAAUUGGACCAAGUGCUUCAUGGACCGAGGAUGAAAAUGAGCCUGUUUGGCUAACCUACGAAGUAACUUUUAUCUCCGUAAACGAACCUAUCGCCAAACCCACUUCAGGUCCACUCGGUUACCUUCCCAGUUCUCCGCUGAUUGUCUCUAAAAGUUUGCCUCUUAACAGUAGCGGAGAUCAGCAAGUCCUGAGCUAUUAUCAGGACUCGAAAGAGUUCCAUUGGCUUCCCUUGCUUUCCCGCAAGCCGAAGAGCAGGAUCUGUCAAAGAAAACUGGACGAAGAUAAAGCUCUUCGAUUCGGCGUGAAUCUGCAAAAGGAGUGCCAUCUUACCAAGGCUGCACCUCUUCUCCAGGAAACAGCCAAUCAUACAGAGUACUGCCAAGAGUUGCAGACGGAGAUCUGGGCCAUGUUACUACCCCACAACGUAACCCACCUGGACGACAUUGGCCAGGUGUACAUCUCGCAGAUGGGCAAACCUCAACCAAAAAAGUGGCUGCCCAUACAACUUCACUAUCCAGGGAAUGCCAAUGAAGUUCCUAACGUACAUGGUGUCUACGAUGAUCAACAGCAAAGCCUUAGUUGUCGCAACAUCUUCUUGAGCGUGAAGUAUGAGUUCCACAUGGCCGAGAUGACAUUACUGGAAGGAGCAGCCACUUAUCAAAAUGUCCUGCAUCACGCUAGCCUGGUCCUGGGUCAGCGGCAUGAUCUGGAGUUCGAUUCUAACGAACAGCAAGUCGCCCUGCCUCUGAGCAUAUCCGUCAUGUUCUACAACAUGCAGAAGAAAGUAUCCAUUAAUGGGGCACAGCUUUACCUUGCGAAUCCUUUCUUGUCGAUUUUAAUUACAUAUUGGAUGUUUACCUUUAUUUAAUGCCUCUUAUUUUAUGUAAACUUAUUUAAAAUAAAAAAACAAAGAAUGUUAA